AUGUGGAUUUCUAUGGAUGCUCCUUUCAAAGCAGCGGUCGACAGCAGCAACGUCUGCUCAUCCGGCCUCAAAUUCGUCAAGUGCCCGACCUGGAGCGGUUGCUGCGUUGUCAACGAUUGCAAAAAUCGUGACGGUUGCCCUGACGCGCAAACAACGGGCAAAAAGACAGCAACUACUAUCGCGGCCGUCGCCCCUCCCAUCGCAGCUUCCCCUACUCCCGCGAAGUCGGAUAAGUACCGAUCCGACACUCGGCUGCUGCAAUCGACAUCGAAGCCUCCAUUGACCGCUGGCCUUACGACCUACUUCAGCAGCGAGCCCACCGGAGGCGGUGCUUGGUUCACCGACACCAAGGCCUUGCCUCUCCCCACCGCCGUCUCUCUGACGUCUGGCGCCGCCAUCACUCAGACUUCUCCAGCUGUCGCUUCAGCUACCGCUCCGACAGCCGAGAAGAAAGGUUCUCAGCUCUCAGGUGCAGAAAAGGGUGGGAUCAUCGGUGGUGUCGCUGGCAUCAUCCUGGCAAUCAUUGUCAUCUGGUUCAUGUGCGGUAAGCAGAAGAGAAAGCUCAGGUCUCGGUCCUCCAUCGAUUCUCUGGACAAGACCGGAGUCAAUGGCAGUGUUGAAGAGGAAGAUACCCCGGUGCCGCCCACGACUGCCAACUCUGUCCAGCAAGAACAGCAGUCGACCAGCAGCUAUUCCCGUUCCGAGAACGUCUUUUCGCCUUUUGGAGGACGAUACGAAGAACCUCAGAGCCGCUUCAACCGGAUCAGCGAGAUGAAUCCCAACAGCAAGAUGAUGAACCACCCUGUCAACCCCAUGUCUCGCGAUUCCAUCGCUCCCCCUCCCAUAUCGAGCGUCGUUGCGAGGUCUACAACUGCGAGCCCUGAAGUCAUUGCUAGAUCAGCUACGGCAAGCCCCGCAAUCAUCGCCAGAUCAGCUACUGCCAGCCCCGAGUUCAUGUCCCGGCUGGGUACAGCUACUCCUGAGCUUCAGGGCCCCCCGCAGGAAGCAGCUAUCGCUGAACUGGCUUCACCUGGCCUGCCGAAGGUCGUCGAGAUCCACAGCAUUCGCAGCGGCGUCAAGAAGUACAAGCCUUACCGCCCCAAUGCAUCAUCCAUGUAUCCGGUUGCCGAGACCACGCCAAGUUACCUUACGGGGACAAUGAACGCUACACAAGAGGAGCGGUCGAGCAUGAAGUACGUCAACAGCUGGAAAGAGUGGGAGUCAACUACCUGA
Messenger RNA from Colletotrichum karsti, 1233 nucleotides. RefSeq lists its product as uncharacterized. Bases 1 to 1233 code for a protein of 410 amino acids. The transcript is spliced from 2 exons. Lineage: Eukaryota; Fungi; Ascomycota; Sordariomycetes; Glomerellales; Glomerellaceae. The record is from RefSeq and is a predicted model, not a curated record.